Manihot esculenta (cassava) is the source of this 2630-nucleotide messenger RNA. RefSeq names its product probable glutamate carboxypeptidase AMP1. The transcript has 10 exons. Lineage: Eukaryota; Viridiplantae; Streptophyta; Magnoliopsida; Malpighiales; Euphorbiaceae. The record is from RefSeq and is a predicted model, not a curated record. Gene Ontology annotation, molecular function: carboxypeptidase activity. The coding region runs from base 163 to 2271 and encodes 702 amino acids.
UUCCCACUUACAUCUCCACCUCGCCUGUCACCUCUGUCUCUCUCUCUCUCUCUUUUUUUUUUUCUGCUGAAAAUCUCUGCACCCACCACUCAUCACUGCAUACACAUAUACUUCACUCCACUUCUCUUUCUUCUCUCCCCCCACAUAAGCAAACCUCAACAAAUGUCUCCGCCUCUUACCAAGCCCACCGCCUCUUUAUUCUCCUCCGCUUCUAAGCCGCCGCCACCUAUUUGCACUUUUCUCUUCUUCCUCCUCUGCAUUCUCGGCUUCUAUGCUCUCUACCACCCUCACCCCGCGCCUGGAAGCCCCCAAUCUUACAUCGGUUACCGCAAACUUUUCCUGUCUCUUUCCACCAACUCUACCGUCGCUUCCUACCUCCGCUCUCUCACCCUCCACCCUCACCUCGCCGGAACCCAACAAUCUCUUAACACCACUGAUUACGUUUACUAUCAUUUCAAGGAUUUUAAUCUCGAGACUCAUAGAGUGGAGUACACGGCGCUUCUUUCGUAUCCUGUGCACGCCUCGCUUAUCGCGCUUUUCGCCAACGGUAGCACCGUUAGUUUUUCAUUGAGUGAGAUUUCUGGGAAAGUCGGUCCGGACGUCGUUCCGCCGUACCAUGCUUAUUCUCCGUCAGGUUCGGCGCAUGCUAAGGUGGUGUUUAUUAAUUACGGGCGUGAAGAGGACUACCGUUCGCUUGGAGCGCUGGGGGUGAGCGUUAACGGAUGCGUGGUUUUGGCGAGGAAAGGUGGUGGGUUGAGUAGAGGGGGAGUGGUUAAAUUAGCUGAAUCUAAAGGUGCGCUGGCAGUGCUGUUGUACGCGGAGGAGGAUGGGAAGAGAGGAGGAAGAGGAGGAGUAGAGCGAGGGACUGUUAUGAGGGGAGUGGGGGACCCACUCAGCCCAGGGUGGCCAAGAGUCGAAGGAGGAGAAAGGUUGGGCUUGGAGGAUAGUGAGGUUGUGAAAAGGUUCCCCAAAAUCCCAUCCAUGCCCUUGUCCUUCGAGAAUGCUGACGUCAUAUUGCGGUCCCUAGGAGGUCCUAUGGUGCCGAGGGAUUGGAGGGAUUCGGGUCUGACUAGGGUUGGGCCUGGUCCGACCAUGGUCAACUUCACUUACCAGGGUGAGAGAAAGGAAAGGACAAUCCAUAAUGUCUUUGCUGUCAUAAGGGGAUCAGAAGAGCCUGAUCGUUAUGUGAUACUUGGCAACCAUAGAGAUGCAUGGACAUAUGGGGCUGUUGACCCUAACAGUGGGACUGCUGCGUUACUUGACAUUGCUCGACGAUAUUCUCUUUUGAUGCGGAUGGGAUGGACUCCUCGAAGAACAAUUAUCCUAUGUAGUUGGGAUGCAGAAGAGUUCGGGAUGUUAGGAUCUACUGAGUGGGUUGAACAGAACCUUGUCAAUUUGGGUGCCAAAGCAGUGGCCUAUCUCAAUGUAGAUUGUGCAGUUCAAGGGCCAGGAUUCUUUGCUGGUGCAACUCCGCAGCUAGAUAAUUUACUUCGUGAGGUUACAAAGAAGGUCAAGGAUCCCGACUCUGAGGGUGCAACAAUUUUUGAGAAUUGGGCAGCAACAAAUCAAGCGAUUAAUAUCCAGAGACUCAGUGGAGUUGAUUCUGACUUUGCCCCAUUUCUUCAACAUGCAGGAGUUCCUUCGGUUGAUAUAUACUAUGGAAAAGAUUUCCCUGUGUAUCACACCGCUUUUGAUUCCUAUGACUGGAUGAUAAAUUACGGAGAUCCUUUAUUUCGUCGUCAUGUGGCUGUUGCUGGAGUAUGGGGACUUGUAGCCCUUCACCUGUCUGAUGAUUCUAUUCUUCCUUUUGAUUACUUAUCUUAUGCAGAGCAAUUACUGGGACAUAAAGAUGUCUUGAGCACUUUAUUGGAUCAAAGCAUAUCUCUUGAUCCUUUAAUCACUUCAAUUCAAGGACUCGCCUUGGCUGCUAAAGAAGCUGAAGACGAAGCAAGGCAACUGAGCGGGCAAGCAAGUGGGGGUGACAAUGUAGCCUUGAAGCUGCGUGCAUUAAAUGACCGGCUGAUGCUUGCCGAAAGAGGCUUCUUGGAUGCAGAUGGGCUGCAAGGCCGACAUUGGCAUAAGCAUCUUAUUUAUGGGCCUCCUGGUGAUUACAAAAGUAAACUGGAUUUCUUCCCGGGUAUAGCGGAUGCUAUUUCUGGUUCCGCGAGCAUGAGUCGUAAGGAUCGGCACGCAGCAAUUCAGCAUGAGAUAUGGAGAGUUGCCAGAGCCAUUCAAAGGGCUACUAGUGCUCUUAAAGGACAACUCACUUAAGAAAAUUGGUUGGAAAAAGUUGUCUACCCUCGGGAAGCAUCAACUUGUAUAUUCGAGUUUCUUGUAAAUUUUUAUGGUUCUCUAAUUUACAUGAAAUCUCAGUCUAAAGAUGGCAGAGUUCUGGACUUUGUAAAUUAGGCUGCUUUUGGCAUUAUGGUAGAGGAGGAAAAGUACAGGUUUCAAUUAAAAAAUCAGUUUCUUUUGUGUUUGGUUGAAGGGAGGAGAGUUUAGGCGUUUGAAGCUCAGGCUUCAGAGAAGCAACAAAAAGUAUGCUUUUCAAUGGCCAGAUUUAAUUUUUGUGAGUUUAAAAAUGUCCUCUGAAGAUUUAGUGAAGUGAAAAUUACUAUUGGGAUCCGAUA